AUGGGCGCAGCUUUAUCGUCGCUGGAGAGAGAAGCCAAAGAGAAUGUAUAUGCGGUAUUAGAUCCGCACAUUCAGUACGAAAUAACGAUUAAUAAGCACGGAGAGCCGCCUAAAUAUUUGUCCUUAUCGAAGCCGCUAACCCACCAAAGAACUCACGCCUUUAAUCCCCAUAGCAUCACCAGUGAAAUUAACAAUAACGAUUAUGAUAAAUUCUCCACAUUCAAACCAGGACCGCCAAAAGCAAGAAGAUCCAAUAAAAGUAAUGAUAGGAAUACUAAAAAUUAUGUUUGCAAAACAAAUACAGAUAUAGAGUACUCUAAAGACCCUUACUUUGGUAAAGUUAGAAGUACAGAUACGAUGAAUCAAAAUGCACAGAAAUACAACGAACACAAAGAUACCAAAAAUUAUUCUCGCAUGUACGAGAGGAAUAAUUCUGGAAGGAAAGAUAAUGAAAGAAAGAAACAGGACGGCUUUGAAAAAGAUUUUCAGAAUAAUAGAAGAAGUUCGAAUCGCAGCUGGAAAAGCACAAAAGAGAAGGAGCGGUCUUUUGAAGAUUUCAUAGAAGGGAGUGUAAAACAUGACAAUGAAGACGAGUUUCGGCCUCGACCGGGGAAGGUCAGGGAAAUAGCUUCGAGGUUCAACAAGUGCAGCACUGGGAACGUAACUUUGAGUACGAAGAAGGAGAGACCCAGGCCAUUGCAAAGUUACGGUCACCAGGCGUACCUCGACCACGUGUUUCCUGACGCCGUAGAAAUAUAAUGUGUUGAGUGGACAUGACAAGUUAGAUCUCCGUUUAGUUAUUGUGUACUUAAUAAGGACUAGAUUUCUCACUAUACUUAUUUAUUAAAUGUAGUUUUGCCAUAUUGUUCUAGACGUUUCAUGACUGGUGUUCUCGAGGAAAUUUUUGAAUACUACUUCAGCAUGUAGUUGUAUAUAGGUCGCUGUUAGAUAGAUGCACUUGAUAGAUAUAUGCACGCAAAGUGCGCCGGCAAAGGAUGCGGAUCGUAGACAUGCCUGCAUUCUUUAUAUCCAUUAAUCUAUUCAUUAAAUAUUUAAAUGAAUUUAAAGAUUAUCCUAAAAAUGUUGAGAUGAAAACUUUACAAUUUGUAUUAAAUAUUUUUUUGUAUCCAAAAUGACUUUUAUAUUAUUAUACUUACGAUGUUGCAUUUACCUACUUGUAAAUAUUCUGAUAUUGUAACAUUAAGUUCAUAUUUCUUACUUUCUCCUUUGUAAUUAAGAUUAUAGUUUGUUAUAGAUAAGUUUCU
Molecule: messenger RNA, 1265 nt
Organism: Spodoptera exigua (beet armyworm)
Lineage: Eukaryota; Metazoa; Arthropoda; Insecta; Lepidoptera; Noctuidae
Source: the annotation of a GenBank genome assembly